This is a messenger RNA of Parasteatoda tepidariorum (common house spider), 3755 nucleotides long. Its product is annotated as DNA-directed RNA polymerase I subunit RPA2. Gene Ontology annotation, biological process: DNA-templated transcription. The record is from RefSeq and is a predicted model, not a curated record. Lineage: Eukaryota; Metazoa; Arthropoda; Arachnida; Araneae; Theridiidae. Gene Ontology annotation, cellular component: nucleus. Gene Ontology annotation, molecular function: DNA-directed RNA polymerase activity; ribonucleoside binding; DNA binding.
AUUUAUUUUUUAUCAGAUGUUGGAUUUAUUUUUCGUCAAAUUAACUUUGAAAAUUAUUGCUAAGUGAAUUAUAUUUUCUUCCUCUAAAAUUGCAUCUGCAGAUGUUAUAAUUCCCCUAAUCAUCUUUGACUUGUAGUUUACAUAAAUUUUAAUUUGUGCCACCUAUUGAGCUUUCGCGUUUUGCAUUUAUAGAAAUACUGUGUAACGUGCAUUAAUAUUCUUUAAUUUAAUGAGUUAUUCGCAUUUUUUUGUAAAUAAAUGAUAAUGAACGUAAUUCAGUGACAGCGUAAGUGUAUAAGUGUCACUAAGUCGAAAUGCAUGUUUCCGCUUUUAAAAUUAGGGAAUUUUCCCUUUCUUCGUCUUGCAAUUCUUAUAUCUGUGUUUUCUCAUUCUGAUACAAUGGAUAAGAAGUCAUUUCUACAAAGAUUGUCCGAAUCUAAUAUAAAUUCUUUUAAUUAUGUAAUUGAAAAGGGAGCUCGUGAUUGUUGUAUGGAUAUUGAUCCUGUCUUGACUGAUACUUCGCCCUCUGUGAAAAUAUCCAUUUGUGAUGCUGAAGUGAAGGCCUUGUCAGCUCCUAUGUCACUUCGUAAGCAUAAAAAAAUUAUCUUUCCAUCUGAAGCUCGCAUGAGGAAAUGUACUUACUAUGCAGAACUCCAUCUUCAUUUACUCUUUGAAUCAAAUGAUGAAUCUGUUCAAACAAAAAGAAUAUUUUUUAUUCCAUUAAUGCUAAAAUCCGAUCUAUGCUUGCUUUCUGGAAUGAAUAAAGAAGAAUUGAUUGAGGUUCUUGAAGAUAAAUAUGAUCCUGGUGGCUAUUUUAUUGUCAAUGGUACAGAACGCAUCAUCAGACAAUUUCUUGUAGCUCGUUCUAACUUUCCUAUAGCUUUAAUAGAUUCGAAAUUUAAAAAACGAUGUGCAGGAUUUACAGAGUAUGCUGUUCUGAUACGAUCUGUGAAAGAUUAUCAUACAAGUCGAAAUGUUUACUUGCAUUACAUGGAUGGUGGUUUUGUAAGGAUAGGCUUGCAAGUUCGAAAUAAAAUGUAUUACAUACCUUUCAUGCUUGUCAUGAAAGCUCUUAAGGAUGAUACUGAUCUAAGUAUUGUCGAAGAAAUUAUGAAAUUUCGUAAUGGAGACAGUCAUCUGAGAGAGAUUUUAAUUAACAUGUUGAGAGAUUUGUAUAAUUUUGACCAAAAAAAAGGAAAAUUAAAAAAGGAUGCCAAGUCAUAUUUAGGACAGUCCUUUUCACCUGUUAUAAAAGACCCAUAUACUCCUUGUGAAAUAUCAGAUUAUUUAUUCAGGAAGUGUCUUCUAAUUCAUUUGACAGAUAAUGAAGACAAGCAUUUGUUUUUAAGUUAUUCAAUUUGUAAACUGUUUUCGUUAGUUUCAAAUGAAUUCAAACCGGAAGACUUGGAUAAUCCAGUUUUUCAAGAGGUUUUAACUGGUGGUCAGAUAUACUUAAUGAGUAUUAAGGAUGGAGCUGAAUUUUACUUGAAGUCGGUUGAAAAUAGCUUAACUAGAUCUAUUAAAAUGAAAAAAGAUUAUAAUUUAAUAGGUUAUGCUCGCAAAUGUACAAAUAGUGCUUUAUCUCUAACACCGAGAAUAAAGAAUAUUUUAUCUACUGGAAACUUCCCUGGCAGAAAUAAUGGACUCAGCUCCAACUCUGGUUUCACAGUAGUGCUCAAAAGAAAUAACGUGUUUGCUACUGCAGCCCAAUUUACUUCUGUAAAUAAGUUCUCUCUCAAUUUUUAUGGUAAAAAUAUGCGAAAAUACUAUCCAGAGUCUUGGGGUUUUCUAUGUCCAGUCCAAACGCCUGAGGGAGAAAAUAGUGGACUACACAAUUAUUUAUCAUCAGCAUGCCAUAUCCUAGACUUAAAAACUCCAAGAAUUGAGUCAAAAGUGAUUUUUAAAUUUGGUGCCAUUUUUUUAGAUGAUCCCCUGACCUUAACCGAUAUUCCUAAAUGUUUCAUUUACAUAGAUGGAAAAAUUUUUGGUUGGAUCAGGCAUAGAAAAAUCGACCAUUUCCUUGCACAGUUGAAAUAUUUGCGAUUGGAAAAUUUUAUACCAUCUUCUACUGAAAUAAUUUUAGUUGAAAAAACUGAACCACAAAUAGUAUAUCCUGGAAUUUACAUUUUUUCAAACCCUUGUCGUUUAUCCAGAGAAGUUUUGCAUAAAAGAAGGAAGGUUCGGUUAGGAAUAUUUGAGCAACUUUUUUGUAAUGAAUGUGAAGAAGUUAAGGACUCUAAUAUUUUAAGUGUAGCUGCUGGGACAAUUCCAUUUAUAGAAAAUAAUCCUGCAGUUCGUAGUACAUUUACUUGUGUCAAAAGCAGGCAAGCUAUAUCCUUUCCUUUCACAAAUGCGAAAUAUCGUACUGAUGUGAAGUACAUGGAAUUGACAUCUCCUCAAAAACCACUUGUGAAAACAACCAUCUAUGAUCAGUAUAAUUUGGACAAAUAUCCUUUGGGUACAAAUGCUGUAAUAGCUAUAAUGUCAUACUCAGGUUAUGACAUGGAAGAUUCUAUUCUGAUAAAUAAGUCAUCUGUUGAAAGAGGUUUAAUGCGAGACAUGGUUCAGAAAACUGUCAUCUUCGAUUUUCAAGACCUCGCCGACGAGCUGAAAUGUAACAUAACAGAAAUAAGUUUUCAAGCAAACUCUAAUGACCCAUAUAUAUCAUUGAAUCUGGACUCACAAGGUUUACCAUAUGUUGGGGCUAAUAUAUUUCCUGAUCAGCCUUUGUUAAGUGUAUACUGUAAGAAAAGUGGCACGUAUAUCAUAAAAUUAUUCCAAGAAAAGAAAAAAGCAGUUAUUCAAUCUAUUAGAUUUAUGGGUACACAAACUGCUACAGCCAAUAAUCCACUUCCUGACGAAACAAGGAAGAUUGCCAUAACAUAUGGCUUCAAAAGAAUACCCGAAGUUGGUGAUAAGUUUAGCAAUCGUCACGGCCAAAAGGGUGUCUGCGGAUACAUAAUGCCUGCUGAAGACCUUCCAUUUUCCACCAGUGGCAUAGUCCCAGAUGUUCUUUUCAAUCCUCAUGGAUUGCCUUCAAGAAUGUCCAUUGGUAUGAUGUUAGAAAUCAUUGCAUCAAAGUCAGCAAUGGUUAAUGGUCGAAGACAGAAAGUUGAACCUUUUGAAUUUACUACUGAAACUGCUUUAGACACGUUCGGAAAUUAUCUGGCUAAAGCUGGGUUCGAUUUCUAUGGGACUGAAAAAUUUUAUAGUGGGACAUCUGGUAAUGAACUGGAAGCUGAUAUUUAUUGUGGAUCUGUUUAUUACUUUCGAUUACACCAUGUUGUGGAAGAAAAAUAUCAAGUGAAGUCAGUUAAUGAGAUUGACCCCGCUACACGCCAGCCUGUGAACAUGCAUUCUGGUGCCUUACGUUUUGGAGAAAUGGAACGUGAUGCAAUCUUAGCCCAUGGUGCAAUAGAGCUUACUAUGGAUAGAUUAUUCCAUAGUAGUGAUGAGUGUGUCGCUACUGUAUGUCCUAACUGCAGAGUUCUCUUACAACCUCUUCUGAUGAACUAUUCCAUUGAGGAGAAAAAUGAAGCCGAAGAACUAAUAAAUUUAGUAGAGGAUUUAGAUAGGUGCCCUCUAUGUGACAACACUGCUUUUUGUGGAAUUAAAAUUCCUCAUGUAUUUGUCUACCUACUGUCAGAACUUUCAGCUCUUGGAAUUAAUGUAAAGUUCUCAGUAUCAGAUAUUAAUCCUGAGUUUUUAUGAUAUGUUGCUGUGUAUUUAAUAUUUUAAACAUAGUUUUUUAUUUA